CCCACAUGUCUGCGUAUUUAUUUUAGCCUGUACUGUGUGCAGUCGUGUCGCCCACGAGGAAAACACAACCGAAAGAAACACGCUUUAUUUCCAUAAACACGUUAAAACGUCUAGUUAAUUCUAAUCUGAAAUGGCAAACGAUGGCUCAACACAACUAUCGAAAAAUCUCCUGCGGAUGAAGUUCAUGCAGAGAGGUUUGGACGCAGAGACGAGGAAGCAGCUGGAUGAAGAGGAGAAGAGAAUCAUCAGUGACGAGCACUGGUUCCUGGAUCUGCCUGAACUCAAGGCCAAAGAAAACUACAUCAUUGAGGAGAGAAGUUAUGUCCCUUGUGAGGAUUUGGUUUAUGGCAGAAUGUCAUUCAGAGGCUUCAAUCCUGAAGUUGAGAAAUUAAUGGUUCUGAUGAAUGCACCUAAAGACGAUGAAGAUGAAGAUGAUAAUGGUAUGAGCAGAAUGGAGACAGAUAUUACAGAUGAAGAGAUGGCUCGAAGAUAUGAAAGUUUGGUUGGAAGCAUGAAGAAAAAGUUUGCAAAGAAGCGAGAUCGUUCUGCAAUCACAGAUAAACAAGAGGACAUGAACUGCAACAUUGUUGAUCUUCAACCAAAAAAGGCGUUCCUAAAGCCUCAAGACUGAGAGAUAUUAAUUGCACAGCUGCGGGCAAUGUAAAUGAUUUUUUUAUAAGGAAUGGACUUUUUCUUUUUACAUUUGGUUUUAUUUGUUUAGCUACCAUGACAAAGGGAUUGUUAAAAGACCUAUUUUAUUUUUUUUUUUAAUGGAAAACAUGCAGUACUUGUGGAUUUGAUUGUAAGUUGAUAUAUUUUUCCACAAUUAAACAUACUGUCAUGAUCCCAGGAAAAAAAACAAAAAUGACAACCAGUUUUUUCAAGAUAUGUGGGCUAACUCUUUAAACAUUUGGCGCCUUUAUUUGAGUUAAAGGUUUUUUUUAUAAGAGUGAACAUUCUUCCAAAACUCUCUUAUAUGAGGUCAUACUGAUUUGUAUCAAAAUGACAGUGUAUAAAUGAUGACAGAAUUUUCAUUUUGUGUGCAUUAUACCUUUAAAAAUGUUUGAGAUAUCAUUGAGGUCUUUACAAUGAGAAAGAACUAAGCUCUAAAAUACACGCCUGGCCAAAAAAAAAAAAAAAAUGCAGUUUGAAUUUAAAUAAUCGUUAUGAUAUGGGGUUGCUUCGAUUGGUCAGGUCUAGAUUCAGCAAACUUAUGGGGCAAUAAAAUGAAGUCAGCUGAAUGUACUGAAUGUCCGGGUUAUCCCAUCAAUGGAUUUUUUCUUCCCUGAUGUCAUGGACAUAUUCCAUUAUGACAAUGCCAAGAUUCAUCGGGCUCAAAUUGUGAAGGAGUGGUUCAGGGAGCAUGAGGAAUCAUUUGUACAUGAACUGGCCACCACAGAGUCCUGACCUUAACGCCAUUGGAAGUCUUUGGGAUGUGCUGGAGAAGACUUUACGGAGUGGUUCGACUCUCCCGUCGUCAAUGCAAGAUCUCGGCCAAAAAUUAAUGCAACUGUGGAUGGAAAUAAAUGUUGUGACAUUUCAUAAGGUAUUGAAACAAUGCCAUGAUAAAUGUGCGCCGUAAUCAAAGCUAAAGGCAGUAUUGACGACGGGAGAUUCGAACCACUUCGUAAAGUCUUCUCCAGCACAUCCCAAAAACUUUCAAUGGGGAAUAUGCUCGUGCCGUCAGGGAAGAAAAAAAAUCCAUUGAUGGGAUAACCUGGUCAUUCAGUACAUUCGGGUAGUCAGCUGACUUAAUUUUAUUGCCGCAUAACGUUGCUGAGCCUAGAUCUGACCAAUUGAAGCAACCCCAGAUCAUGCAAUUUUUUUUUAAUUUUUUUUUUGGCUAGGCUGUUUAUGUGGAAGCCCCAUGUACAUUUUGCCACAUGGACAAAAAAAAAAGGCAAAAAUCGAGGUUACAGUGAGGCACUUCUGUAUAAUAGAAGUGAUUGGGGCCAAUUUUUGAAUGGUAAAAUGCUCACUGUUUCAAAAGUAUAACUGCAAGACAAACAAUAUGUGCUUUAGUAUGAUUUUAGUGUGAUAAAAUAAUUUACUAACCUUUUUUGUUUAAUGUUACUGCCAAUUUUACAACUUCGUUGCAAUGACCAUGUAAUGUCAAGAAACCCUAAAUUAACUGUAAAAAUGACUAUUUAAACAACUUUACAGCUCAAAUAAUACGAGUUUUAACAGAAUAAUUAAUGAUUAAGCUUCACAUUUCUGCUUUUAAACCCUCUAAAAAUUGACCCCAUUCACUUCCAUUGUAAGUGCCUCACUGUAACCUCGAUCUUUGCUUUUUUUUUUAAGAAAAAGACGGGCUAAAUGUUUUUUGUUGUAAUCAACAUUAUGCCACAAAUGCUGUCAAUUGAGCUUAACUUGUAUUGAACCUGGAAUAUUCCUUUAAGUUAUAUUACAUAAAAAUUCAUAAUUAUAAGAGAAAAAGUCAUCAUUAUGAGAAGUCAUAAUUGUGAGUUUUAAAAAAUCAAAAUUAUGAGAGAUUAUAAUUAUCAGUUGCAAAACUGUUCAACCAAGAUUUCCGGUUGAAUUGAAAUCUCAUAAUUCUGACUAUCUCAUAACUGAUACUUUUUAUGUCGUACAUCUGACAUACAGGUGCUGUAUUUUUUUUUUAAUUAUUAUUAAAUGAAAUGCAGAAAACGCCUCUACCUGAUUGCUGGGUAGUAAUUGAUUAAAUGUAAUCUAGAUUAUAUAGUCUGAUUACAAAAAUGAGUACUUGUAAUUGGACCACAUUACAUUUCAUAAUGUGUAAGCAGAUGACUGUUACUUUAUUAUGGAUUACAUUCUUGAUUACAUUACCAAUUAGUCAAAAGCAAUAACUAGUGCGUAAUUGAUUGAUUAUGCUCCUAAAUUUUAAAAGUGUGUUCUGAGCCAGAUGUUAAAUUACAUACAGAGGUCUAGCCAGGUAGCACUACAUACAUUGAAGUGUGUCCUGAUCCUCACAUAACCACAUACAGAAAUAACUUUACUUUCAAGGAGACAAGAGAAAAUAAGUAAGCAAUGUGAUCUUUGCUUUAUAAAAUGUAUAUCCAUUGAAAAAGACCCCACAUUCAGUCUUAAACGCUUAGAGGUUCUCUGUUUUUCUAUAUUUGUAUAUCUACACUACCGGUCAAAUGUUUUGAAACACUUGCCUGAAAUGUUUCUCAUGAUCUUUUGAUCUGAAGGCGUAUGCUUAAAUGUUUGAAAUUAGUUUUGUAGACAAAAAUAUAAUUGUGCCACCAUAUUAAUUUAUUUCAUUAUAAAACCAAUUAAUAAAGAAAAGCAGUCAAUAAGUGCCCAGCAUAGAUGGGAACUCCUUCAAUACUGUUUAAAAAGCAUCCCAGGGUGAUACCUCAAGAAGUUGGUUGAGAAAAUGUCAAGAGUACAUGUCUGCAAAUUCUAGGCAAAGGGUGACUACUUUGAAGAUGCUAAAAUAUAACACAGUUUUGAUUUAUUUUGGAUUUUGUUUAGUCACAACAUAAUUCCCAUAGUUCCAUUUAUGUUAUUCCAUAGUUUUGAUGACUUUACUAUUACUCUAAAAUGUGAAAAAAAAAAAAAAUUAUAAUAAAGAACGAGUAAGUGUUUCAAAACUUUUGAACGGUAGUGUAUAUGGGGGAUUGAGCACAUUAUCCAUAUUACCAAGAACAAAAUCAAUGAGUCCACAACUACAGCUUCCUUUACUGAAUUCAUAUAAAGUGGCAGGAAAUCAUUGAUUUAUGGCAGACAAGCAUUAGCAAAUGUAUUUACUUGUACAUAAUUGGAUGGUUCACUAAUAUCUGAAAAUAAAUGGAUGAAUCAGCUAA
Myxocyprinus asiaticus (Chinese sucker) is the source of this 3791-nucleotide messenger RNA. It is a transcript of the gene mphosph6, whose product is annotated as M-phase phosphoprotein 6. NCBI's taxonomy places the organism in Eukaryota, Metazoa, Chordata, Actinopteri, Cypriniformes, Catostomidae. Bases 131 to 631 code for a protein of 166 amino acids. The transcript has 5 exons. The record is from RefSeq and is a predicted model, not a curated record. Gene Ontology annotation, biological process: maturation of 5.8S rRNA.